Armigeres subalbatus is the source of this 1271-nucleotide messenger RNA. RefSeq names its product phenoloxidase-activating factor 3-like. Gene Ontology annotation, biological process: proteolysis. Gene Ontology annotation, molecular function: serine-type endopeptidase activity. Lineage: Eukaryota; Metazoa; Arthropoda; Insecta; Diptera; Culicidae. The transcript has 3 exons. The coding region runs from base 53 to 1180 and encodes 375 amino acids. The record is from RefSeq and is a predicted model, not a curated record.
CAAUCUUCACUUCACUUUAAUCGUUCACGGGACACAACUCUGGAAGUAACAAAUGGCCCACUAUUUCGCAAAUUUAUUGUUGCUGCUGCUUAUCGCAUGGGCCACCGUGCCUCAGACCGCCGCAAAACUAUGCGAAACCGAAGACUACGAAGAAGGCACGUGUGUCCCAAUUCAAAAAUGUGAAAAAUUUGUGGAGAUGAUAGCCGAAGGCAUUUCGCCGGGCCAGCAGCGGCUGGUAGAUCGUGAACAGGAAAAAUGUGCCGAUACCGGCGAAGACGGCUCUGUUUGCUGCAAACGGAAACCCAGACCGGAAAUACCGAAAUUCGUUGAAGAUGUUAAGCCGCUGGCAAAGGGAAUGUACGACCUGCUGCCCGAUGCCAGCGUUUGCGGCAUCGACAGUCCCGAUCGGAUCUACUACGGAAACGUGACUUAUCUGGACCAGUUUCGCUGGCUGGCGCUGAUUAUGUACGUCGGAGAAGAUGAUAAAGAAUCCUUCGGUUGUGGUGGUUCGUUGAUCAACCCACGCUACGUCCUUACGGCUGCUCAUUGUAUAAAAAAUAACGUUGCCGGCGUUCGAUUGGGAGAAUGGGAUCUCACGACGAACCCCGAUUGCGUAAUGCGCCAAGGCAAGGAGCAAUGUGCAGCACCGGUGGUAGACGUCGGUAUCGACAAGAUCAUACGGCACAAGAAGUACAAAUUUUCCUGGUACAAGCCGAACAACAUCGAUUUGGCCUUGUUCCGGUUGGAUCGGGACAUUGCCUACAGUAAGUACAUUGUACCGAUUUGCCUGCCAAGGUCAGAUCGGGAAGCGCAGAUCGCUGACGACGAGCCGAUGUACGUGGCGGGCUGGGGUAAAACGGAGACCGGUGAAACCAGCAAGCGGAAACUGUUUGUGGAUGUUAGCAAUGUCGGUCUGGAGGAGUGCCGGAAGGUUCAUAAGUCACCGUUGAUCAAAUUUCACGAUGCGAUGAUCUGUGCGUUGGGUGCCGGCGGGAAAGACUCGUGUCAGGGCGAUUCCGGUGGGCCUUUGAUGGAGAUUCAGAAGACAUCCGAGGGAGCUGAGCGAUAUUUUUUGAAGGGGGUUGUGAGUGUGGGGGCCUCCUGUGGAACAUCCAAACCAGCCUUCUAUAUAGACGUAUACAGGAACAUCGAUUGGAUCAUUUCCAAUUUGGAAGCUUAGGUUUAAUCAAAUAAUUCUUAUCAAGAUUAAAAAUAGGUACCUCGGGAAUGAAUCUUUCACGUCAUAUUUAAUUUAUUGUUUUGUAUGUUUA